Messenger RNA from Aspergillus uvarum CBS 121591, 601 nucleotides. RefSeq lists its product as uncharacterized. NCBI's taxonomy places the organism in Eukaryota, Fungi, Ascomycota, Eurotiomycetes, Eurotiales, Aspergillaceae. The coding region runs from base 76 to 513 and encodes 145 amino acids. The transcript is spliced from 2 exons. The record is from RefSeq and is a predicted model, not a curated record.
AACCAUUCAGUCCUGUUCAUGGCCUGUUCGUGUUAACUAAAAACUCCUGUGCCCUACCAUUAGUUCUUGCAGUUGAUGACUCUUUCCAAGUUGCGCGAACUUGAAGCUGACUCUCUUUUUUCCAACCAUUCCAUACCAAUUUUGCUAUUCACACGCACUACCAUACUACCAAUGACUUCUCUCAUCAAGCCAUAUUUUCUUGCGCUAUCCCCAUCCCCAACCUUCGACCCCUUUUUGAAAGGUCUAUAUCACGGAGCCAGAGCCUCUUCAGUUAUAUGGAUCCAAGUCUAUUUCUACGGCAUCCGCACUAUUGUUUUAAUUGAACUGGGUAUUAUCAUCGCUUUACAUUUGGCUGUGUCAUUGAUCCCGGAUUAUCUUGAGAACUCUCGGCAUGGGUGGGCCGAAUCGGAGUCCAUGGAAUUUCUAGGGGAGGUCGUUGGUCUGGGAAUGGAGAUAAUCACGGCGUAUUUGCUCAGCAAGCGAUCGCACCGGCGAAGAUCUGGAAAUCGGUGAUGGUCUUAAGUAUGUGCAACUGUUGAAGGUGACCCAAAUUGUUGUGGUUCAAACCAAUCGAGGAAAGUAUGCGCAGAGAGAGAGAGCG